Messenger RNA from Pocillopora meandrina, 371 nucleotides. Lineage: Eukaryota; Metazoa; Cnidaria; Anthozoa; Scleractinia; Pocilloporidae. The record is from the annotation of a GenBank genome assembly.
UCUCCGGACGAAAAAAAAUCAAGAGCCGAGUGUUGCGAUGUAUUGGAGGCUCUCAUCAUGGCGGAAAACCUGGGCGGUAAAAUCGAAGAAAUUUUGAAGAAACUUGGAAAGCUGGAUAUUAUCGAGUCACAACGCGAUGAGAUGCAUGCAAAAAUUAUUAACACUGAAGUGGGUAGACUAGACACAAAGGUCAAAAGCUUAAAGAACAAGACGAAGAAGCUGAAGAAGAAUGUGGAGGAACUCGAGGAUGCAUGCAAUAAAAUGAAGAUGUUAUACGCGAACUACAACGUAGCAACAGGAAACUUUAGAAUGACAUUAAUGCAUUGAAGAAGAAGCUCAUAUACAUGGAGACCUACUCCAGACGAGAAAAU